Pistacia vera is the source of this 721-nucleotide messenger RNA. RefSeq names its product DNA mismatch repair protein MSH4-like. Gene Ontology annotation, biological process: reciprocal meiotic recombination; mismatch repair. Lineage: Eukaryota; Viridiplantae; Streptophyta; Magnoliopsida; Sapindales; Anacardiaceae. The record is from RefSeq and is a predicted model, not a curated record. The coding region runs from base 128 to 721 and encodes 197 amino acids. Gene Ontology annotation, cellular component: nucleus. The transcript has 6 exons. Gene Ontology annotation, molecular function: ATP binding; mismatched DNA binding; ATP-dependent DNA damage sensor activity.
UUCCUUCAGGAGUGGAAAGAGCACUUAUCUUCAACAAAUCUGUCUCAUAAUUAUUCUUGCACAGAUAGGUUGUUAUGUUCCUGCUAAUUUCUCAACUAUAAGGGUUGUUGAUCGUAUAUUUACAAGGAUGGGUACAAUGGAUAAUCUCGAAUCCAACUCUAGUACAUUCAUGACAGAGAUGAAAGAGACAGCAUUUAUCAUGCAGAAUGUCUCCCAAAGGAGUCUGAUAGUGAUGGAUGAACUCGGGAGGGCUACUUCUUCUUCUGAUGGAUUUGCAAUUGCAUGGAGCUGCUGUGAGCACCUCCUAUCACUGAAAGCGUACACAAUAUUCGCCACACAUAUGGAGAAUCUGUCACAAUUAACAACCAUCUAUCCAAAUGUGAAAAUUGUUCACUUCUAUGUUGAUAUAAGAAACAGCCGUUUAGAUUUCAAGUUUCAACUCACUGAUGGGCAAAGACAUGUCGCACACUAUGGCCUUCUACUAGCCGAAGUGGCAGGACUACCAAGCUCGGUGGUCGAAACAGCAAAAAGUAUCACAGCAAGGAUCACUGCCAAGGAGGUACAGCGAAUGGAAGUAAACUGUACGCAGUAUACUCAGCUCCAGAUGGCUUACCACGUUGCCCAACGGCUACUAUGCUUAAAAUACUCCAGCCAAGAUGAGGAUUCAAUUCGACAAGCAUUACAGAGUCUUAAAGAGAGUUACAUUGAUAGAAGGCUAUGA